Molecule: messenger RNA, 1577 nt
Organism: Solea solea (common sole)
Lineage: Eukaryota; Metazoa; Chordata; Actinopteri; Pleuronectiformes; Soleidae
Product: alpha-amylase-like
Exons: 9
Coding region: 3-1541 (512 amino acids)
Biological process (GO): carbohydrate metabolic process
Molecular function (GO): alpha-amylase activity; cation binding
Source: RefSeq, a predicted model, not a curated record
GCAUGAAGUUGUUUAUUCUGGCGGCUCUGCUCGGGCUCGGCCUCGCCCAGCACAACCCUCACACUAAACCCGGGAGGUCAGCCAUCGUCCACCUGUUUGAGUGGCGCUGGGCCGACAUCGCUGACGAGUGCGAGCGUUUCUUGGGUCCCAAUGGCUUUGGUGGAGUUCAGAUCUCUCCUCCAAAUGAACACAUUGUGCUGGAAAGUCCUUGGAGACCCUGGUGGCAGAGGUACCAGCCAAUCAGCUACAAACUGUGCUCCAGAUCUGGCACUGAGGACGAGCUGAGAGACAUGAUCAACAGAUGCAACAAUGUCGGGGUCAAUAUCUACGUGGACGCUGUCAUCAACCACAUGUGUGGAGCUAGCGGUGGAGAGGGAACCCAUUCUUCAUGUGGGAGCUGGUUCAACGCUGGAAAUAAGGACUUUCCCAGUGUCCCAUUUUCCACCGGGGAUUUCAAUGACAACAAAUGCAGGACUGGAAGCGGUGAUAUUGAGAACUAUGGGGACAUCUAUCAGGUACGUGACUGUCGUCUGGUCAGUCUCCUGGACCUGGCCCUGGAGAAAGAUUACGUUCGGGGAAAGGUGGCUGAAUUCCUGAACAGUCUGAUCGACAUGGGCGUGGCUGGAUUCAGAGUGGACGCCUGCAAACACAUGUGGCCUGGCGACCUGGCGGACAUCUACGGUCGUCUGCACGACCUCAACACCAAGUGGUUCUCCGGUGGCUCCAAACCCUUCAUCUUUCAAGAGGUCAUCGAUCUGGGACAUGAAGCUAUCUCGGCUAGAGAGUAUUUCUAUCUGGGAAGAGUGACCGAGUUCAAAUAUGGUGCCAAACUGGGAACUGUCUUCAGAAGAUGGCAUGGAGAGAAACUGUGUUAUACAAGGAACUGGGGAGAGGGUUGGGGUUUCAUGCCCCAUGGCGAUGCAGUCGUCUUCGUUGACAACCACGACAACCAAAGAGGCCACGGUGCUGGUGGCGCUUCUAUCGUUACUUUCUGGGACUCCAGGCUGCACAAGAUGGCUGUUGGCUACAUGCUGGCCCACCCAUACGGAGUAGCCAGGGUGAUGUCUAGCUUCCGCUGGAACCGUCACAUCGUGAAUGGAAAGGACCAGAAUGACUGGAUGGGCCCUCCCAGUCAUAAAGAUGGAUCCACCAAGUCCGUUCCCAUCAACCCUGAUCAGACUUGUGGAGAUGGAUGGGUGUGUGAGCACAGAUGGCGUCAGAUUAAGAACAUGGUCAUAUUCCGCAACGUUGUCGACGGACAGCCUCACUCCAACUGGUGGGACAACAACAGCAACCAGGUUGCCUUUGGACGUGGUAAUCGUGGUUUUAUCGUCUUUAAUAAUGAUGACUGGGAAAUGGAUGUGACCCUCAACACUGGAAUGCCUGGCGGCACCUACUGUGAUGUCAUUUCUGGUCAGAAGGAAGGAAAUGUUUGCACUGGCAAGCAGAUCCAAGUCGGCGAUGAUGGUCGCGCUCACUUUCAGAUCAGCAACACAGACGAGGAUCCCUUCGUUGCUAUUCAUGCUGAAUCCAAACUCUAAACACUUGAUUCAAUAAAAGUCAAUGUACCAAAUUUU